Messenger RNA from Lymnaea stagnalis (great pond snail), 22148 nucleotides. The record is from the annotation of a GenBank genome assembly. NCBI's taxonomy places the organism in Eukaryota, Metazoa, Mollusca, Gastropoda, Lymnaeidae.
GACCGACCAACGUAGACGUUGAGGCUUAUGUCGUGGAGUUGUCGCGAUGGCCACCGACCUGCAGGUAAUGAACUUAUUAUGUUCAAAUGAAGACUGUAAACAAUGAUUUAUUACUGAAGUAUUAAACUUUUUUAGCUACCUACAAGUAUUAUUUUUAAUAAUUAAUUUGGUUUCUCAUCACCGAUACCGCUUUUUUUUUUCAAAUAACACUAACACCCCUAACAUUACGUUGUCCGAUACUACUACUACUACUACUACAGUAGACUGUAGGUAAAGGCCCUACAAUUUCUGUACCGGUACGGAAAUAAUUAUUUCUACAAUUGUAAUUAAUAAUAUAUUUGAUUGUUGCACAAAUUUUGUGUUAUAUUUUCUUAUUUAUGCUUGAGUGUGUGCUGUUUUUUUUUUUCAAGUGACCAUUUUAUUGACAAGAAACUGAAUGGGACACGUUAGCUUACAGGGUUCAAGGAUUUAUCCUUGACCUUAGAUAACCAAACGGAGGUGUGUCAGGUUAUAAAAGCUUCCAUUGGUCGAACAACACACAGUCACACACACCUCCACUGACUUUAGUAGUAGGAAUAGCUGGAAUAUCGACUUAUUUACUCAUAUGAAAGUAGCCUAUUCAAAAUAUAUAUUCAUAAAAAAGCAAGAAAUAACAAACGAUAAUCAGAAAUAAUAAAGAUUUAAAUGUAACGUUUGACGUUGAAUUAUCCCUGACUCUGAAUUUUUCUCUUCUACUUCUACAAUUACAAUGAAUUGACUGCAGAGCCUCAAGCCGCAGAGCGAGAGUCGUAGUCGUAACGACAACGUCGAACGUAAUGACAGUAAUGUCAUCGUGACUUAAAAACAAAAUAAAAAACGCAUUCAUGUCUCUUAGUCUCUUUCAUGACUAAAACAUAAGUAUCGGAGUUGUCUACCCCGGGUAAAAUACAUAAUGAUCAUAUAGGCUAUAUCUUCCUAUCGGCAUCGGCGCACGCCGUGGGAUAAAAGCAUUUGGUACUUUCAGUGGCGUAAGAGGAUGGGAGGAGGAUGCGGUCCGCCACAUGUGGCACGUUUUUACAACGAGGGUGACAUUUUCGACCAACUGCAUUUUUUUUCGUAUAAGUGGGGCGGUGGCAAAAAGCUUGUCUCGCCCUAGACGACACUAACCCUAGCACUAGCAGCCACUGGGCCCCUCUAUGAUGGGCCUACAGUGGCUACAGAGACGCUGCUGGCUGUUAAAAGUUACGUCUUUCACAUAACCUUCACUAGUAGGGCAUAUCUAGUUUCAUUGAGAGAAGGGUCAAUGGACCGGACCAUUUUGCCUGGUCUUGUAUUCAAGAGGGCCUCUAAUUUACAUUGAGACUUAUCACAAUCGGUUAAAUGCAACUGAUAUUGUCUUAAAAAGAAAAGUCAUGCAAUGAAUCUGAUUGCACUAUUGACUAUUACUAUUAUAUUUAUACAUGCUGCUGAAACGCUAAGUUGUUCUCAUUUUCUUUUGGUUCUUAUGUCUGCUUAUAAAGGCUCCUAGCAGUCAGUACAAACGAAUAGUAACACAAAUAUAAAAAUUAAAAAUAAUAGCCUAGACUGACAUGUGCCCGCGAGGACAACAAGACGAACGUAGAUCAUUGGCAAAUAAGUAAGGUUAAUGUAGGCAAUGGGGGGAAGGAACCUAAUCUGAUUGCAGUACCCCCCUUAAGAUCUCCACUGGCUUCCUGUGAGUGAGCGCUAUAACCACAAUAUUCUAUUGCUGACGUACAGAUGGCAGACUCUGCACAGGAUUAUAAAAGACUUUAUUUUCAUAGCAUGCCAUAACCACAAUGAAUUCAGGUUAUGCAUGCCAAAAUGUCUAAUUUGCAUGCUGAUACAUGCCCUUCCCCCACGCCUAAAAUGUCCUCCCAGGGAUCACAUUUUCUGAAAGGAACAAUCCUAUGCCAAACUGCUCCCUUUGAUGAUUUUGAAUUUAUCAACACAUUUCUGGUGACUGUACCCCUCCCAAGGCCCCUUUCAAUUUUCGCUUUGUGAUCAUGAUCACCUAUUGACGUAGCAAUGGUAAGUGCAACCCUGAGCGGGCCAAGAUUUUUGCAGCCCUUUCCACAUUAAAAAACUCUGCAGUAGCUGAAAAUGCUGCCCCCCCCUCCCCCCCCCCCCCCUCAAACCCCUAUCGCCUACCCUUCUUAUGUCACUGGUACUGCUGACACCAACAAUCCCCAUCUGAAAUCUCUUUCAACCUUCCCCCCCCCCCACCUCCGCAGAGAAAUUGAAUUUUCUGAAAGGAACACUGGCUCUGAUAUUAACACUUUACAGGAGACAAACUAACUUUAACAUAGAGAUGAAAAAUUAAAUAUUUCAUAAAGUAUUGUCAUUGAAACCUAGGUAGAAUAUCAGACCAGAUGGGAUGACAGGACAACAGUAACUGGGAUAAGCCUGUAAAACUGGAAUGAUUGUUAAGCGUAAAAUUAGUAUUUGGUCUCAUACAGCACGACAAUGAGACAAAGCUUGUUUAUCUCUCUUUGUUUUUGGCUGGGGGGGGGGAUGAGUCAGGUUUUUCAUGGCUACAAAGUGUAUGGUGACCUAAGGCCUACAAAGGGUUUGGUGUCCAAAAUUAAAAUAAGUGCAACAAGAAUGAUGUGUCAUAGGUGUUCUAUGGCUUGUGGUAGAUCAAAAUCAUCCUUAUGCAUCCAUUCACAAUGAUAAAAAUAUCCCUUAGAUUUUUGGGGCUUUUUGCAUACUGCAUUUAUUUUUUCUUUAAAACACAACAAUUUUAUGACUUUGCUAUCACUUGGAUGUGAUGCACAUUUAAGAGAGAUUUAAAAGAUAGUUAUGACAGUUAGCUCUCCGUUUCAGUUUUUAUUGUUAUUUUCAGUAUUUGUCUGGCUUUGGUAAUGAGUUUGCUACAGAGGAUAGCCGAUGUCCAGGAGCACUUCCGGAUGGACAGGUAACAACAUAGAGUUGUCUAGAUUAUUAUGUGUCCAAAAUUAUAACACAAAGAAAGUACCGGUAAUAUUUAGAUCAUUGAUGUUGUUGCAUGAAUUAAAUGUUGGAUGAAAAGUUUACAACUGUUAUUGUAAGUUUGUCAAUUAAUUGUUAUAAAAAAUUCCCUCAUCAGAAUAAUCCUCAGAAAUGUGCUUAUGGCUUGUACGCAGAGCAACUGUCAGGAUCCGCAUUCACAGCCAUGAGACACGAGAACCAAAGAACGUAGGAUCUAGUUGUAAAUUAUAGUAUUUUUAAUAUUUUUAAUUUUAGAUUAUAAAAUAUUUUUAAAAUUAAAAUUUUUUUACUUAGUAGGCUCCAUUAUUGAAACUAUGUGCAGUGCGUGACUCACUGCAGUGGAUUUUUAUCACAUUUCAGUGAGUGGUACUGAGUUGAAUCUAAUACACUAUCAAUGAUUGGGACAACAUAACUCAGCAUACACAUAAUUAACAUUUAAAGAGCUAUCCAUAAAUAACCUUUGCAAAAAAGUUAAAUUUCAAUCCACUGUUGCACCAAUGCUUUUUUGGACACACCCCCUCUGCUAAUGAGUUUCCCCUACCAACCCUAUAAAAAAAAAGAAUUAAUUUUUUAAUAGACGAUUAUAAGUUACAAGAUAAUUAAAUGAUGUCAAUGUUGAGUUGUACUUCUACAGGUAGUCAAUUUGAAGAUUGUGGGAAGGGGACAUUUAAUCUGUGGGAUAUAGGAAAUAAUUUAAGUUUAAAAGGGGUGGGGAUGCAAAGUUAAAAUAUGACAUUUGUAAAAAGAAGUUAACCACUGUUAUUGUUUGCCGUAUAUUGAAAUAUAAUAUAUUUGACCUAUUCCAAGUUUUAUUCUACUUUGUUGAAUUUUCACUGCAUGCAAUGGCAGCAGAACUGAAAUUCAAGCUUUCCUUGUGGCAGCAUGGAGACCUUUUUUUUUUUAGUUCUCAAUUAAGAGGGGAGAGAUUUUGGGGGCGGAAAGGGGGGGGGGGGUUUGCCUUUAAAACCUUUUAGGUGCUCAGAUGGCGCCUGGGGCAAAAAGGGUAGUGAAACACUUUCGUAACAUGUUUUUUCACAUCUGCAGCUAACCGUUUGGUUUAUCCGAAUGAAAUAAUUAUCUCACAAAUUACUUCAUGGAUGGAAACAUACAAUGCUCUACAGAUGUCACUAGGUUAAAUAUUACUAGUGGAAUAUUUAGCAGAUUAUUUCUAAAAAAAAUAAAGCAACAGUAUGAUGAUAAUUACAAAACAUUUAACAAAUUUUUAGGUGAUAAUUGCUUUAUUGGAGAUAUAAAUAGGUCUUUAUGGACUGUGAUAUUUUCAGGAUAAUUAAUUCAGAAUGUUGUGAAUAUAUAUUUAUAUAAUACACACACCCCCGAGUCAUAUGCACCAGUACGCAAAAUCUCUGACAACGGCAAUCAACCCCCCCUUUCCUCAAUGCAUACAUAUGUCGUAUCUCCCUUAAGACAUACACAUGUCUGAAAGUGCCAUAUGAAAUACAUUAUAAUUUAAAGUUUGAUCUUAAAAACUGCACAAGCAGGAAACAGUACAUUAUAGCCUCAAAAACAGUUUAUGAUUAAACAAUUAGCUUUUUAGCUUUGCGUUUGAAAUUUGAACUUCAAGUAUUGAUACAAUUUUUCUGCACUUUGAUUUCAAUUUUUAAUGAUUAAUUAUUGAUAACAAGAUUUUAUUUACGUUCAGUUGGUUUUAUCGUAUUCGACCAUCUGUCCUGCAUAAACCUUUUAAUAAGAUUGAAAGAGGAUUAGUUACUCAUGACUGGGAUGCUGUGGAGCCUAAUCCAAAUCAGGCAAGAAAAUUAUUUAUUUUACAAUAUAAGAAAAUAUAAAAUAUAAAAUUGUUUUUAGCCAGGAUUUGUGUCGUCAGAUUCUCUAAGGAGAUAAUUAACUGUAAAAUAUGAGGAUUCUUUAUAUUUCCAUAAAACAUAUCAAGAGUUGAUCCUUACAUUUAGGCUACUGUAAAUCAUGUGACAUACUGAGUGUACACUGGCAUUGAUUUAUCUAGAGCCAAACGAUUAAAGUCCCUCUUAACCAGACGAACUAAGUCUAGGCUUUUUGUUUCAAGAUCAUGACUAAUAACCAAUUGCUAACUGGUCUUUGGGUGGUUGUUUUUGAUCAUGCCAUUUGUUGUUUUCCUUUAGGUAAAUUAUUUAAUGGUGUUAUUAUUAUUUUAAACUAUUAAAAGUUUUUAUCUUUUAUAUAGAACUAUUUAAAAAAAUGAUUGACAGAUUGUUACAUUUUGCUGUUUGCCAGUCAGUCAUUAACCCUUUCAUUACCGCUGGUUUUAAAAUAAAAGAAAAGAAAUUAAUAAAUGUUUUGGUAUUUUUCAUCCUCUAUCGGAUUCGCUUUUUAGCUUCUCUAUAAAUUAACUAAUGAAGAAAUAUAUAGCAUUGAAAUAUGACGUUGACGUGACGUCCUUGGUAUUUCAGAAAAGAAGAGGAGAUGUCAUUUCAACUAUUUAUAUAUAAUUUUUAAUAUCUUAUUGAUUACUAAUUAUUGAUUAUUAGUAUACUAUACUUUUUUUAUUAGUUGCAAUCCAUAAUCACCUUCAAUAAUAAAAAAUUUAUUAAAGUUAACCAUAAAGCCUUAAAAUAAAUCUCCCCAAAAAUUUAAUAAUUUCAGGAAAGAGAUAAAUAAUUAAAAACAUAUGCAUAAUCCAUUUUAUGAUUAAUAUACAUGUACAUAUACAUUGGUUACUAGCACUGUUUUUCAAAUACUACUGAAUACCUUACUAACGUUAAAUGUAAAAUGUACAUUUAAAUAUGGAAUUCAUUAAACAAAUUUUCAGAUGCGGUGGAAGCCUUUUGAUUUUCCAAAAGAUAAACAAGAUUUUUUAGAGGUAAGUAGGUUUAAUAGAUAAUUUUGUACUUCUAAAAUUUAUUGAAUGGUUGGUUUAUGCUCAUGCAGGGAUUUAAAUUUUUGAAAGUUUUACCACACAUGUUAUUUCUUAAGUUUUAUUAAAAUUAAACAAGGAAACAAAAUCUAUUUAUUUACCCUUAUUUCUCAGAUUAUGCCCAUUUAAUUUGGAAACAUAAAAAUUAUUUUUUAGGUAUUAUUAUUUAGAGUAUUUAAGAAAUAUAUACUGCUUUUUUGAUUUUCUGCUGUCAAUUAUUCGAUUAUUUCCUGUCAUAGGGUCUAGCAACCAUAUGUGGAGCUGGUGAUCCAAAAGCAAGGAAUGGAAUUGCUAUAUAUAUCUAUACUUGCAACAAAACUAUGGAAAACAAGUGAGUCCAUAGCUUCAAGGUAACUCAACUGUUUCUAUUUAAAAACAAACAACCAGAAAAAAAAAAUAAUGAAUAAUAAAUUAGAGUCUAGCCUUAGCUUGUCUAUCAAAUUUUUGUUGUUGUUAAUAGUGAUUAAAAAAUGGAGAAAUACAAAGCUUUUUAUUUAAGCAGCUUGCUUAAUUUUUUUUUAAAACUAGGUGUUUAUACAGUUCAGAUGGUGACUUCUUAAUUGGUAAGUAAAACAAGACUAACAUGAGUACUCUGUGUUAUUGUGAAACCGUUUGUCCUACACAGUUCCUUAACAUAUUUGUAGAUAAUAAUUUUCUAUUUUAGAAUAUUGACAUUUAUUCAAUCAAUUCAUUAAAAAGUAUUUUUAGUAAUCCGAUUUCAAGUUUGCUGAUUAAUUAAAUAGUCGGCAAUAAAAUAAAAUAAAUCAAACCUCUUGUAUAUUGUUCUAAUGUAUUUUCUUGUGCUCCAUGUUAUGAAAAUGAGAAAAUAAGACUUUUAAGUUGGAAUAAUAUACUAGAACUGCAUCAGAUUAAAAGGAAAUCAUAUAUAGCCAAGACUGUCAUAUUCUUUCUGAUAUUUUCCUUUACUCCAGGCCAUUUUCUAAAAGAUUAUUGAUAUUUAUCUUAGUUAUAUUAUAACGAGCAAUACCUUAUUUUAACUAGAAAUAUCACUUUUGGUCCUUUUGAUAACAAAAUUAAUAUAUAAUUGUUUAAAUUUAAAACAAAGGGGUAUAUGGAAUAUCUAUCAUACUUAUCAUUUUUAUUUAAUAAAGUACAAACAACUUCCAAUGUGGAAUUAAUAGACAUAUCUUGAUUCUUUCCUUUUUUAAAUGCUUAAUUUAGUACCUCAAGAGGGAACUCUCUACAUUACAACAGAGAUGGGAAGAAUGAAUGUACAACCAAAUGAAAUUUGUGUCAUUCAGGUAACAUUAAAAUAAUUAUUUAAAAAAAGGGGAAUGAAUGAAACAAGGUAUGGGAAUACCUGAAAAAAGGAAUGCAACAAAACAACUAACGUGUCGGCAGGAAGCAUUCAUCAGUCAACGGCAAGCACCCACGUGACAGCAUCAUUGCCGGUAACUUUAACUGCGCCAAUAUAGACUGGACCAUGCAUACUGCCCACUCCACCGGCAAAAACAAUGCCAUUCAGCAAUCACUGGUCGACUUAUCCUCAUCCUCUCUACUCACACAAGUGCAGAAGACACCGACACAUCACAACAGCAUCCUAGAUCUAAUCUUCAUGUCCAACCCCACCCUUGUUAAACAAUCCACGUGUGUCCCAGGCAUAUCUGAACAUGACGCAGUGGUGGUUGACUUUUACUCCAAAGCUCAAAUAACAUGCCCGAAACCCAGGAAAUCUUACAAGUUUGAUAAGGCAAAUUAGGACAAGAUCAAGCUAGAUCUUGCCGCUGUUGAACAUGCCAUCCUAAAAAAAUACAAGGAGGGAGAUGAUGUGGAUAAACUAUGGUCGACCUUCAAAAAUGUCUCAUCCAACAACAUAAAUCAAAAUGUCCCCUCAGCCACAGCAAAGAAUCCAUGUCAUCGACCAUGGCUGAACACACGGCUCAAGAAGCUGCUGAAGAGAAAGAAAAGACUAUUGAAGAAAGCCCAAACUACCAAAAAGUGGACCCUGUACCGCCAGUUCCAGAAACAAUGCCAUAGGGAACUGAGAAGAGGAGAGUGGCAGCACAUAAAUGUAGUCAUUCAAGAAGGCCUAGAAAACAACAACACAAAAAAUAAAAUACAAGAAGCAAGACAACAUCGGCGUAGCCCCCNCCCGAAACUCCUAAGCGAUGGCCAAUGCAAAGCAGAAAUUCUCCAAAGGCAGUUUCAAUCUGUCUUCAAAAAAAUUUCCACCACAGUCAUACCAUCCCUAAAACCUUCACCUGGUACAGUAGGCCCCCUCAACAUAACUGAACCAGGAGUAGCCAAACUUUUCAAAAACUUGAAGCCCAAUAAAGCGCCCGGAUGUGACUGUAUCACCAACAUUGUCCUGAAGACCCUGGCUGACAAAAUUGCCACAAUCAUCACCCGCAUUUUCCAAAAGUUGCUUGACUCCAUCAAACUCCCGAUAGACUGGCUUGAUGCAAAUACCACUAGUGCCUACAAGAAAGGUGACCAUCAUAACCCAGCAAACUACUGCCAAUAUCCCUGACCUCCGUCCCAUGCAAAAUCCUAGAACACAUAAUCUGGUGCCACAUCAUGAAUCACCUUGAACAGUACAACAUCCUGACCAACCUAAACCACGGUUUCCGCUCUGGAUUCUCAACAGAAACUCAAUUAAUCAUCACCACCAAUGACCUCUAUGCUUUCUAUUUGAAGAAAUCUGCACCACUGCCCAACCUCCUAUCUUGCACUCAUCCAUCCACUACUAGAAUAUGGUGCGAUCAUCUGGGACCCAUACCUAAAGCAAGACAUGGACAAGAUGGAGCGAAUCCGACGUAACCCAGUGCGCUUCAUCGCACGAGAGAUUCAUCGCACGUGACCACUAAUCCACCACUCCUGGCCUCUUACAAAGUUUUGACAUCCCCUCCCUAAAAGAUAGACGAGAAAAGCUCCCCCUGACAUUCUUAUAUAAAGUGGUCAUGAGGCUAGUGCCGGCCAUCCCAGCAAACACGUAUCUCACCCCACAGAAACCAGGUCGCUUAAUCAGAGCCAAACGCUCACUAAACACAGACUUCACCUCUGACAUCUAAAUGCUUCACUGUGCCUCAGUGUAACACAGUCCAAUAUAAACAAUCAUUUUCCCCAAGCACAAUCAUUGCUUUGAGCCACCUGGACCAUACCGCUGCAAACUCGACGUCAAUUGAGAACUUCAAAACUACCCUAGCAUCCGCUAGGAGCCGUUAAAAUACCAGCAUCGCAUCCACAAUCAUUGAAAAUAUGGAUUCAGCAGAGUACCCUACCAGGACAAACAACAGUAAAAUCAGAGUUAAAUAAAAAUAGCACUUAGCUGAAAAGUAGUAUUUCAGGUAUUCCCAUACUUUGUUUCACUCAUUUCCCUUUUUGCUAACCUGAUAGCAGUCUCUCUUCCGGCCUUUUCCCCCAUUAACCUAUUAAAAAAUGUAUUUCUUUUGUGUUAUCUAAAAUGAAUUAUUAGUUGUAUAUUUAAAUCCAUAAUUGUUACUUUUUAUUUUUGUUAUAGAGAGGAAUCAGAUUCAGUGUGGAUGUCAAAGGGAAUAGUCGAGGUUAUACCUUGGAAGUGUUUUCCGAUCAUUUUCAACUUCCCAGUUUAGGACCCAUUGGUAAUUUAUACUCCUGUACAAAAUACCUUUUAAAUGAGAUUAUUUCUUUUACAAACUUUCAUCUAAAGCUACAUGAGUUUAACUGUAGAGCAGAGAUGGCCAUGUCUAUAACCUUAAACUUUUCUACUGUUUUACUGUUGCAACAAAUAUUUGUUCUUUGAAUAUAUAAAUUUGUAUUGACAGAUUGAGAGCAAGAAGAAAAUAGAAGUUAGUAUUAAAAAAAGUUUUUGGACACUAAGCACACUUCCGUAAAAUGUUUGAAUAAAAAAGAUAUGAAAACAAAAAUAUAUUAACUACAGUUACUCCUUUUAAGAUAAAAGAUCAACUGCAUAUUAUUAGAAUUAACUAUACUGCGACUCAUCUGUUAAAAAUAUGAAGCCAAAGUUUAGUCUUAAUUGGAUAGCAUUGCUUUAUUUUGAUUAAAUUCACAGGCAUUUUUUUAAAAUUAUUUUUAAAAAAAAAUCAUUUACAUUUUGGACCUCACAUAAAAAAUAGAAUGUUCACCCCCUGCAGCCACCUGUUUCAAUUUAUUUACAUACAAUCAUGUCAUACAACAGCAAGUUAAUGAAGUCACCAUAAACUGUUUUAAGUUUUAAUUAAAUAUAUCAUGUGUUCUCUCCAAACUUUUCCCCAUGGCACCCAGGGAGGCAGCAGCUUCCACACAAGGAGGCUGCCAAAUAAAAUUAUGAAGAUUGUGUAAUAUUUUUUACUAGUGAAUUAUCUAGCGAGCUCACUUGUGAUAUAAAAAGCUCAGUAUGAAGAUAGUUACAAAAGAUUGGUAUGAUAUUUUAUAGCCUUCAAAAAUGAUUAGAAUUCAUCGAUUUCACAGAUUUUUAGAUAACAGUUUGCUUUUAUAGAUAUAAUAUUUAUGGACUCAGAAUAUCAUCAUAAUUACGGAAGAAGUGGUGAACAAAUGAAUAUACAUUCUGCCGAGGAAACACCCCCACCUUCCACCGUGACAUAGUCCUUAAUACUCCUUAAUCAAUAAUGGCAAAAAAAUAGACAAAACAUCAUGAAAUACUUGUCUUUUCUAGUAAAAGAUCCCAGUAUCUGGUCAGAAAUUAAAUCAAAUUUUGUCAUUGCACGUUAUUUGCCUAUGCAACAAAAGUUUCCUAUUUUCAAAUGAAAUUUCAUACGAUUAAGUUUAAACCUUAUAAUGUAUCGUGCUGCGUAAUGACUAGUUGACCACAUUUAAAGUGCUGUCCAUUCUUUGACCAAAGAAUAAUUAAUUAUUAUUAUUUGAGGAAAUUCUUCAUUUUGAUUUUAUAAUUAACUAUUUCUAAGUUAAUUUACUUAUCAACAACAUUUUAAUUAAUUCAAGAACAAAAUUAUUGUCUUCUUUUGCUUUUUGUAAAUUUUGUAUAGUAUAUCUAACUUUGUUUACAGGUGCUAAUGGACUUGCAAAUCCCCGUGAUUUCUUAACUCCAGUUGCAUGGUUUGAGGACAGAGAAGUGAAAGAAUACACUAUUGUCAAUAAAUAUCAUGGGCAGUUGUUUAGUGCAAGUCAGGUAAUUUUUACUUCUGAAAAGAUCUCAUAUUUUCUUUCAUUUAGCUCUUUGAAAUCAUCCUAAACCGAUUAAAGCUUAUCAUGUAGCAUCUUAAAAUAAUUUAUUCAGUUAUAGAUCAUUUUACCAUUACAUGUAUAUUUGUGAGCUUAAUCUUGUUUAAAUUAAUGAUAAAAAUAGAUGCUUUUCUUUUGAGCUUUUGAACUCUUUUAGAAAAUAUAGAAAUGAAAAAGGUAUAAAAUGACAGAAGAAAAAGUAGGUUCUGCUGAGAGCACAGUUUUCUAAAAAAAUAAUUAGUUACUGCUAAUAAAUGUUAACUAGAAUUUAAAAAAAACAAUAAUUAUUUAUAGAGAGAGCUUUUGUUUGUAUAAAUUCAAACACAUGAUAUUACACCAACAGAUUGGAAAAAUAUGGCUUUUAUUUUGGAAUGGAGCAAAAGUGAAGAAUGCCUAAAACAUUGCACAAAAGAUUUUUCUGUACAGACAGCUCCUACUAUAUAUUUUUCCUACAUAAAUCUUUCCUCAGAGUCAUUCACCAUUUGAUGUUGUGGCCUGGCAUGGCAAUUACGCACCUUACAAAUACGACCUCAGUAAAUUCAUGGUUAUUAACUGUGUGGCGUUUGAUCAUGCAGUGAGUGGAAGUUUUGUUUUAUAAUUCCUAAAUUCUUCUUGUUCUCAUUAGAAAUUAUGUUCAUGAGAAUAUCAUCUUGUCCAGCAAGGAUUUACAGUGUUUCAAGCUUUGGACAACCUUCAUUGCUAAGCUGCCAUUAUUUUAACUAAGUCGCACAGUACCGUACUUAAAGUUAAAGGGAUGAUUACACUGUAAAAGUGUUGACACCACACAGAUGCAAUUAAUAAUUCAUCAAAAGGCUGUUGUUGAAUUAAUUUUAAUUUGUGUUUUGUGUUUAGGUCAGUAAAAUUUCUGCCUUUGUUGAUAGCUGGAGAGCAAGAACCUUUAAAGUGGAUAAUAAGAAAAUACUUCAGAUUGGAAGUGACAGGCAAAUUAAAAGUUAAAUUCAAACAGUAAAUAGGAUUCUAAGUACAGUUCAAAUAUAUCUUUCUUAUUAGUAAAUUAAGCUGGUUAAUUUUUAAAUGUUUCAUUUUCUCUUCACAGGAUCCUUCCAUCUUUACUGUACUGACCUGCCCUUCCUUAAAACCAGGUGUAGCUAUUGCUGAUUUUGUAAUAUUUCCUCCUCGCUGGUCCGUUCAAGAACAUACCUUUCGGCCACCUUAUUAUCACAGUAAGAUUUUCUUUAAAAUGUGUAGGCUACUAAAUUCAAUCAAGAAGCUAUAAGUUUGUUAAAUUUGUACAAGACAUUGUUGGUAGAAGCCAUCCAUAUCUACAUUUGAAAGGUCUAUGCAUCAUUUCAUACAGCAGGUUUUUUUUAUGUGUUUUGUAGAAAAUCUUUGGAUUAUGUCUAUUAGCAUAUGUCAAUAACAUUGACCUUCCUGCUGAUCCACAAAUCCUGCAUAUUGCAGAGCUGUUUUUUUUUUGGUUGCAAUCUCUAUUUUAUUUUUUUGAAAGCAUUGUUCUUUCCCUGUGAUGUAGCAUUCUUCUACGAUCAUCUCAGCAGUUGUUUUUCAUUUAAUAGUCACUAUCUCGCUGUCACUUUUGUCAAUUUCUGCGGGUUGCUGGUCCAAGGUGCUCAAGGGCAGUGGAGUAAAUUGUCUCUUAUCAAUAUUCUCAAGUUCCUACAAGGAAGUGUCGCACAAAAGAUAAAUUUUAUGAUGAACUAAACAAUCUCAUCUCAAAAGUUCCAAAAUCAGAGAAGCUCAUUGUCUUCAUAGUAGGAACAAACCGCUAGACAUGGCAAGGUCAGAAAAUUUAAAAAAAGCUUAAUGUCUGCAAGCUGAAAUGUCCAAAGACAGCUGAAGGAUUUUUGAAAGAAUCUGAAAUGCAGACUAUUUACAUUUAGAAAUGUUCUUACAGCAAAAUUGUUAUUUGUUAGGAGUAGUAAUAUUUCUGCUCUAUAAAUAAGCACCAAAGUCAUUUAAAGCCUGCAAGUGUAAUUGUGUGUAAAUGAGACUCUAAUGGCCACAGAUAUAAAUCUUACAUUUUAAAGUACAGAUUCUUAGCAGUUCUUUUAGUCAUUCAAUACAAAGGCAAUGGAUUCUCUUUUUGAUAAUCCAUUUCAUUCCAGUGUUGUCCAGUUGAUGUUUUAUCUCUUGUUUAAAGUUUAUCUGGCCAUAAAAUCUUUAUAAUUUAUUAGUGAAUUUUAGUAUUGAAAUAAAUCAUUUCAGGGAACUGCAUGAGUGAAUUUAUGGGACUCAUUUGUGGAAACUAUGAAGCAAAGGUGACAGAUUUACUUUUUACAUUCCUUGAAUUUUUACUUUAUUUCUUGAGAAUUCUAGUGAACUUGGAAAAGAGUCAUUUACUUUUAGAAUCCAUGACUAACUUUCAUGAUGUUAAAUAUAUACAUUUGUAGGAAAAUGCCAGAGGCUUCAUAAAUAUUUGUUUCUAAACAUAUAAGUUCAAAAUUUAAUGCAUUUUUUUUUAAUAUGAAAAUGUGCAAUACAUUGUUAUGGUGAUCAGAUGCAAAGAAGAAAAAAAAAAUGCUACAGAGAAUUUUUUACUAAGAUCUAUUUAUUCAGAAAUAACAUUUAUUUUUGUUUGUUAUGUGAAAAAAUCAUAACUUUUGAUGAGCUUUUGACCAAAAUAUAAAAGAUUUAGUAAAAUGUAUUUAAAAAAAAAAAGGAAAUAAAAAAUUCACCACCCAUCCAAAAAAUAAUUCACCAAUUUCACAGGUUAUUAUUAUUUUCCCUGUUUAAAAUGAUUUAUACACAAGAAAACAUAUCAGUAGAGAAUUUAAACUUUAUGGUACUCAGUUAGAUAGUUUCUUGUUUUAUAAAAACAAAGGUAUGUGCGCUACUUUUUAUUGUACUUUUUAAACAAAUUUUUUUUUUUGCAUUCCUAAUUAAUAGCACACUUUACAAUUUAUUUUUAAAUUUGUGCAUUGGAUGUAAUCUAUUACAUUUUGCGUACAUCUAGUUACUUUUGGUGUCCCUAUUCAUCUCUCCCAAUGCCAUUAGUAAUUAUACCUGAAACCCCGCGAAAGAAAGGAGGAGGCGAUAGUAUCUGAUUUUAUUUUACCAAGGUUCCCAAAUGGUUGCUCUGCUGAUUUGCUUAACAUAAAUUACUGCUUCCUGUCAAGCCAUUCCACUUCUUAGCUUUUGUGACCUCCUCCUUUUCCAUAUUACAACUUCUCUUGUGCUCUCACUUACAAUACUGAAUCAAUGAAUGUGGUUUGAAAAUAUUUUCACCCUAAAAUAUUUUAUUUUUACACACACAAAAAUUUAUCAAGCUGUGGUGAGUCAUUUAAAAUCAGCUAAUGGGCCGCACUGCCUUUUGGUUGAUGUAUCCAUUUAUUAACUGGUCAAACACCUCACAUGAAUGAAUUGUAUGAUUUAAAAAUAUUUGGUUUUCUUCACCAUCAUAUUUUUUUCUAUUGGUCACAUAAGAAAAUCAAUUUCAUGUUCUUUAAAAUGAAAUAUAUCAUCAUAAGUAGCUCCAAAUGUAUUGUUUACAUUCCUUAGCAACAGUGGCCUAGAAUAAUGGCUUCACUCCAACGAGAGGAAAACGAGGAAAGCACAGAACCACAGAUGCCCCCCCCCUCCUUUUUUGUUGUUUUGUUGCCAAGACCACUCCCCUACUUUCGCUUGGGAGCUCUCAGCACCUUUGCUUUCUAUUCUGCUCCCCUACCCCUGUUUAGUGUUGUUUACUUAAAGUAUGCACUUGAUACACAAAAAAAUCUGGUUUUCCCAUUAGUGCUGAGCAUUUUGGACACACAGAAGGAAUGAAAUAAAUAUAUUUCUGUGCUUUUAUUUAUUUAUAUAUAUAUAUAUGUGUCUGUGUGACUGUUUGUGUUUUUGUGUUAUAAAAUAUUCACACAUAAAAUGCUGCAAUUUAAGUACCAUAUCUUAUUUAAAAUUGGUGUUUAUAAUCAUUGUCUUGCAAAUUUCUGUUUACUCUAGUAAAACUGCUGAAAAUGUAAACAUGUAUCUAAUCACAAAAAAUACAUUUUUUUAGAUUAAUAAAAAGUUUCUAAUAAGAAAUUCAUCAGUUAAUAUCCCUUUUAUAAUCUUCAAUUGACUUUUACAGGAAGAAGGUUUCUUGCCUGGGGGUGCAACCCUUCAUAGCAUUAUGACACCCCAUGGACCAGACUAUGAAUGCUUUGAGAAGGCUUCAAAUGGAGAGCUUCGACCCCAAAAAAUAGCAGAAGGAACCAUGGUUCGUAAUUCUCAAGAUUUGUAAGAAACUGAUUGAAAAGUUAACAUUUCUUUUAUCUAUCAUUCAAAUUAUUGUUUUACUCAUGAUAACACUGUUUUUUCUUUAUCAAGACUUUUAUGUUUGAAUCAUCCCUGAGUAUGGCCAUUACAGAGUGGGGCAACAACACUAAAGUGGAUGGUAACUAUUACGAAUGCUGGCAACCCCUAAAAAAACACUUCUUUCUCCCCAAGGAUGUGUCCACUGGUAAGUUUGAUAUUUGGAUAGUAUGAUGAACAGAUUAUUGUAUUAUUUGUAUAUUUGAUAACAUUAGAUGAUUUUGUGAUCUUUUAUUUAUUUAUACCAUAUUGUUUUUAUGCUAGCUAAAUAAUCAACCUUUUAUGGUAGAGCAAAACAUAAAUGUAGCAUGGGUUUUAAUUCUGAUUGUAUAUUUUUUAAAAAAUAACCUGGUACAUUUUUUUUCUAUAGCAAAUUAUCAAAUUAAGAGGAUGUGUUUAUAAAUCAUAAAUCAUUGUGUCAAAAAAAAUUAUUUGUAGUUAUAGGUUACUGUUGUUUUUCUUCAUUCAUUAACUCUCCACCAGGAGAUAAAAUAAAAAACAUUUCAAUUUACAUUAAAAAAUGUAUAAGCAUAUUUUAAUGGAAUUCUGUAUUAGGCAACCUUGUAGUUUACGGAAACAUAUUUUUUCUAAUUCCUUAAUUUUGUUUCUCCCCAGACAGCCCAAAAAAGAGAAAAAAAUAAACACUUUGCCUAAAGUAUUUCAGAAUUCGAAAAUAUUGACCCCAAUAAUUUUAUGGCUCAUGCUGGGUAGGAAAAGAUGACUCUAGGUAACGGUCAUAUUUCUCUAAUAAAUUAAUAAUUUUUCAUUAAAAGAUUAUUUUUAUUUCCAUGAUUUCUCUUCUUCUAAAAGGAAAUGAUUUUUUUUGUUACAGACAUUUUGGGUAAAUCUUAGUUUUUUUUGUUUGUUGUUUACCUGAUUUGAACAAUGACUUAUUGUUUGUAUCUUCACUUGUAAAACUUGUUGGCAAUAUUUUAACCAUAGUUAUUUUUUCCACCUCUAGCUUUUGAAAUCUUAUAAAAGUUGUAGCUUAGUAGUAGGCCUAUAUAUGCCUGGAAAAUUCUGGGGCAAAUUUGUUUCAAUGUGACUUGACCUAAAUUAUACAAUUUUUUGAUUUAGGAAUGACCUUUUUUUUUUUUUUUUUUUUUUUAAUUGUCCCACCAAUUUUUUUUUGAGAUAACAGGUAUGAAAAGCUCACAAAAAUUAGUAAAGGGAAACUUGUGCAAUCAGAAAUCAGAGUCAAUUUUUUUUUUUUUUGUUUUUUUUUUUUUUUUUUUUUUUUUUUUUUUUUUUUUUUUUUUUUUUUUUUUUUUUUUUUUUAAUUGUCCCACCAAUUUUUUUUUGAGAUAACAGGUAUGAAAAGCUCACAAAAAUUAGUAAAGGGAAACUUGUGCAAUCAGCAAUCAGAGUCAAUGUUUAUUUUGAGGAGUCUAUACAUUGUAAUUGUUUAUAGUUAUUAAUCAGUUUUGUGGCAUUCAAUAAUGUUAUUUACAUAUUUUCAACAUAGCCUUUAUUUUGAGGAGUCUAUACAUUGUAAUUGUUUAUAGUUAUUAAUCAGUUUUGUGGCAUUCAAUAAUGUUAUUUACAUAUUUUCAACACAGUCUUUAUUUUGAGGAUUCUAUACACCAUAAAUGUCAUAGAUUUUGUGGCACUAAAAAAUGUUAUUAAUUAAUAAAUUUUGUACAAAAGAGAAAGCAUUUAUGAAAGCUCAACCAAUUGUCAGUUUGUGCUUAUUUCAUCCGGCAGCUAUGCUUGAAGAUAAUUUAAAAUAGAAAAUACUUCCCUUAGGUAUCACAGGCUUGAAUUUUAAAUUCUUCCAAAAACAUUUACUAGAGAGGUUUUAGCAUCUUUGUUUUGACUAUGAAAGCAGCACACAAGUUUGCUUUUGAUUAAAGUUUACUACUUUAGGGAAUUUAAAGAAAUUAAAUUUUAUUAAGUAGUAUAAAUAGAUUUGCAUUUAGAUCCUUCUGUCUGCCAAAGAAGGCUGGUAGCUGAAUUGUUCAGGAUUCUAUUCCAACAAUGCCUCACUAAAAAAACAACUGUUUUACACUUGUGUCUUUUAAUCAAUUUUACAAUAAUCAUGUGACAACCUAGAGUCAGACAAAUAUUUUCAUCUCUUGCAACCCUUAUCGUUACAUUCUUAAAUUAGUAUGGUAUCCUAAUGUAAUGAUGUAUUUUCCUAUGUGAUGGUAAGUUAUGUAUUACCUUACAAACAUGGGCGCCCGCAGAAAACUUUCUAGGGGGUGGCAAAAAAAAGCAUUAACUUUCCAGGGGGGGGGGGGGGCAACAAUUUUUUUAGGGGGGAGCAAACAUUUUUUUAGUAAUGUUUUAAUAUAGUUUUAAUUUACUGUAGCGUAUUUUUAUGGUGAACGAACGGACAGGACAUCAGCUUAGUUACUUUCUCUUUAUUUUCUCUUUACUUAAAUAAAUUUUGUGUCUAUUUUUGUCUAAAAUUUUUGUAUCCAAUCAAUCCAGGGGGGGGGGGCAAGUGCCCCACCUUGCCCCUACCUGCGGGCGCCCAUGCUUAAAAAUAUAAGUCUAAGGUUGAGAAUGUGCAUUUAAUGGUCUAUAUUGUGUAAGCAUCUGUUACUUUUUAUGAAAGGAUUGGGGAUCCAAUAAUCAGGUUUUAUAGAUUAUAAAUAUAAGGCAUAAAGUGUUAUGCUCCCAAUUCCCAAGUGCCUAUAACCAGUCUUCAGAAUUGGACAUUUUGUUGUAAAAAAUGUUAUUUGAAAUAUGAUUAUGGUAAAAAUACUGAUUGUUUAAUUAUGUUUUUAUGCAUUGAGGGAGGAAAUAGAACAAUGAAAUAUCUUGAAUAACCUUGUCUUCUUUUUUUAAUCAGAUCAAGACUGAUCAUAUUGAACAAUAUAAUUUUAAGCAUUGUUAAUAGUUUUAACUACAAAAAUAUUAAUUUGAAGUGUACUAGUUUCUUCAAUCAAGCUGAUUAAAAUAAUUACACUACAUCUUUAUAUUCUAAUUUGGAUUUUUAAAUUUGCUUAAUUUUUGCCUUUGAAUGUCCAUUCCUCAACGAUCUUUAUGGUAAACUUCGUUUAAAAAUAAUUUUUGUUAUUAUUAAUAAACUUAUUUGUAUUAUUUUUUUCAAAAUUUCUAAUUUCAAAAUCAAUUAAAGUUGAAGAUUAAUCAUCAUAUGGCUUAAAACAGAGUUAUAUUUACUUACGAUUUGAAUAAACAUCAUCAAGAUGACAAAACAAUUGGAUUGUUCUUAAAAUUAUUUUUGAAUUACCUGAGUUAAACACAUCAGAUGCUUUUUAUAUAUAAUUAAUUAUAUAUUUAAUUAUAUAUAAUUAAUUUUCUAGAGUUGUGUUUAGAAUCUCCUCAAUAGAGAAAAUGUCAUAAUUAUUUGCAACAAAUUCUUAAAUUUUGUCAAAAAAACAUUGACUGUUUGCUGUGCUGGUACACUGAGGUCAAGGCACUUUGGUUACGUCACAAACAUUUGUUUUUAGAUAAUUAUAGAGUCAGUUUUGCAUCUUUCAAUAUAUAUAGUUCAGAUAGACAUCUGCCCUAAAUAUGUCUACAUAAUCAGUGCAACCUUCAUUGAAUAUUAUCUUACUAUUUUAGGAGCAUGAAUAAAAAUGUUUAUAUUAAAUUAUAUAUUUGUAUUUUUAUGUAUGCACUUAAAGUAGAGACAUCCAUAUAUAACGUAAACAUAGCAGUGAGCGAGUUCAUGAUUUUUGGAGCUUUAAGUUUGGUUGUAUCUGACCCAGGAGGUGGGUGUCAUUGACAGAAUGUGUAAUUACAGUUAUUCACAAAUUCUGAAAUGGUUAUCCUGAAAUUCUGACGGUCCAUAAAUAGCUUAUUCAUUUCUCUAUAAUAAAGCCAACUGUCACCUAAAAUGCUGUGAAUCUAUGAUUUCUAUUUUCAAAGGCUUAAAAAACCACAGCAAAGUUUUGUCAUUAUAAUCAUACUGUUGCUUUGUGUAUUCACAAAUAGCUGGAUAGAUAUCAACAGUAAUAUUUAGCACAGUGACAACUGUAGUCCAAUGUAUGCUUCCGUGUUUGCAAUAUAAUUAGUGGAAGCUGCAGACACAACAAAAAACAUGUUACAGCAGUGCUUCCUAACUGUUCUUGCCCUAGGACCCAACUGAAAAGGUUUAUUCCCUCCACACUCUUACUGGAAAACUAAGAAAAAAGUGGUCUCCAUGUUGCUGUAAAGAAUAUUACAUUAAAAUUUUGUCACCUUUUUUGACCUUUAAGAUUCAACAUCGUAGAAUAAAAACUUACAAUAAGCUAUAACUUAAGUCAAUUUUAUUUCUUUUGUGAUAUAUGAUAUAUAUAACAGUGAUUCGCUUGUCAAGUUUCAACAUAUCCCAUCCCCCCCCCCGGCUCUUUGAAACUUUAAUCCAUAACAAUAAUCUAAAAUCUGUCUCCUCCUGGUCGCAUGCCCCACAUUGGAAAACACUGGUUAACGGUGACUACCUUUCAUUUUCAGAUGUAAUAAUGGUCUACAAUUAAUCCUUUACAAAAUCAACCAAGUUUGAGAGCAUAUUAUUAAUUUUAAACUUAACUGAACGGAUCAUUUGUUAAUACUAAAGGGUUUUAAAUUAAAACCAUGAGCAGAUGGAUUUUACUUUCCAGAAAACAUUAUUAGAGUUAGCUCAGAGCCAACGUAAUCACGUCCUUUUAUAAGCUAAGUCACCUUUUCCAAUUCUUCUGUUUUGUUUUUUUCUGUUCUGUUCGCAGUAGAUCAUGUUCUGCCAAAAUGCCAGUAUUAUUGUUUUGUUUUAUAUUUCAAGUUCAAGGGUCACAUAAAUUGUUCAUCUUCUUCUAUAUUUUGAGGGCACACGAUCAAUGAAUUGAUCAUUCUGGCUCCUAUGUUUCAGAGGGGUUCGUAAUGUAAUUGUGCAUGGUUUUGGAGGGGAUACUUCACUGGUUGCAAGGGCUACUCAGCAAUGGUAUUACGAACUGGGGGUUGGAAGACGGGAGGCAAUAAACACAAAUGUGUCGAGUGUAGCCACCUCAACCGUUGCUUUUGGAAGCUUGUUCAAGUCCCUUAUUGUCUUUGGCAGGAAUGAGGAGCUCCUGUUCUUGUUUUUAUGAGCCGGAGCUGCCUGUCGUAGCCUUAUUGCUUUCUAGAGGGGAGAGGAAUGAGUUUCUGUUUAAUGCUGGAGCAGUGGACCAGCCCAUUUUUGCUCUUGUACAACAUGGCGAGCCUGGAUAGUCGUCGUCGCUCUUCCAAUGAUGACCAGCCCAGUGUUUCCAGCACGCUGCCAACACUUGAGGUGUUUCUGUAGCGGUUCUUAGUAUUCCCUUCAGUCUCCAGAAUAUAGUAGAUCAAGACUAAUAGAUAUCAGAUGGGAGUUUGAAAGCAUCUUUGUCUACCUCUAAUAUUAAGAGGUUUACUUAUUUUAAAAAUCACACUGAUAUAGUUUUCAUGAUUACUGUAAUUCAAAGUGUAUUUAGAAAAAAAUGUUCUUAUGCUGUGACAAUAUUCAAAACAGUAUUUACAUUUUAUUUAAAAACUGUUUGCCAAAUUAUUUUUUAGUUGAUUCAGUUAAAUUACAUUCAGAAAAAAAUAAUAUGGCAAAGUUUUUUGUUUUCUUUUUAAAAUAUUUGUAUAAAAAGCAUUUUUGAUAAAUGUAUAAUUAUGAACACUUCACAAUUUAAAGAGUGAAAAUUUAUUUAAAAUCACAUUUUCUUUACAAAACUAUUUAUUUUAAAAUUUCAAACUCAAAUAAAAACCAUUACACUUUAAUAAAUGUAAUUAUUGAACAUUUCCCAAAGCAAAGUUGUGGAUGUGAAAUAACAAAAUCAGUCUAUAUUAUUUUUAAGAAAUUCUGUGUGACUGAAACAAAUCUUCCUGCCUUACACUAGAUACACCACUAUUACUAUGGAGAAUAUGAAAUUUGCAAAUGCAAAAAAUUUUAUGGAAAAAUGAACAAUCUUGUUAAAUUCAAAACUCCUUGUAAAUUAUAAUUAGAUGAAUAAAAUUUAGAUCUAUAGAAAAGAUCAAUAUAUUUUUAAAAAAAAAGCUAUUCCUAUUUUGAAUCUGAUGGAACAAGUGUUUUUUCUAGUUAGUUGGACCCUCAAAUAUCCACAGUAUUGACAAAAGUAUUAAAUAUUUGAUUCCCCCCCCCCACCCCCACCCAUUACAUUGAACGUUUUUGAGUGAGCCAUGCUGUGAAUUAUUCUUAAUGCUCUAACAGUAGCAUUUAAUCAGUUUGUAUACUUAAAUUAGGGCUAUUAUUAUUAAGUUAAUUAAGUGUAAAAUUAAAAAUAAUAAAAAAUGCUGUAAAAAAACAACUAAUACACAAAUAGACAAAUUAUAUAAAGCCAUCACACAAGAUUGUCUGGGCUGUGAGAUGGAUUGUGUGAUGGAUUGUGCCAUGUAACAGUGCGUCCUGACCGUGCUGGCACGUAGCCAGGUGGUCGGAAAUCCAUAGGAGGUGGAGGAGGUAAACAGUCACUUUCUCUUGUAGCUUCUAGAAGGGAUGGUCUACGAUAGGGAGGGGGGACUACAGUUUUGGCAUUGUUGCUAUUAAAUUUUGUAGCAUUUGUAUUGGCUGUUGCUGUAACAAGGGGAACAGAUUUGGAUGUCGGCUGUUUAUGGAUGGAGUUAGCUCUCAUCUGAUCCUCUUUUUGUUUCUGCAGUGUUUGCCUUAAAGUUCUUCGUUUCUGAAAAAAAAUUUGAAAGAAAGUUUAUACAAAUUAUUACCAAAAAAACUGAUCAAUUAUUUCUGAAGUGUGAUGUAAAAAUUGCAUGUUUUAUUUAAUGGGACUGCUAUUGAGACUUAAAAAUUUUGCUGUGAGUUCCUUGUAUUGCGAUUUAUUAUUGUAAAAUUGAAGUUUAGCCAAAGAGCUUGGCUAGUAAUGUUUCUAACAAAAUCAUUUAUGAGUCCAGGAAAUCUAUAUUGCCCUUAAAAUAAAGUUAAUUGUAUGAUUCUAUCCAGAUCACAUUGUUUUUUGUUUUUUUACGUAAUGGGCAGAAAGUU